AUGCCGCCCUCCAGCGACGACGAGAUUCCCCUCUCCAGGCGUGGUGCACACACCUUUGACCUCAACCGCCUCGAAUCCCGCCGGAGAGCAACAUUCGGAAGGGCCGCAGGAGGUACCAGUACCUCCAGCACCAACGAGCCACCCCAACCUGAGAUUAUCCCCAUUCAACGUGACACUGAGCCAUCAGGUUCCUCUUCUUCGCCAGUGUCCUCCUCAUUCAUUACUGCCACUGCCACUGCCACUGCUUUGUCUUCCGCCACCACUCCGUCAGCCAGUAACCACGAAAAGAACUUCAAGGAGCAGCAACGGCGGAGACUUAUGUAUCUCCAGGAAACUAGGCAGAACCAGCAGCAACACAAGCGGCAAACGCAGAGCCAGGUCGGUAUCCACCCGCUCUCAAAGUCAUUCACUGCCAACGCCAAGAACCGCGAAGUGCUUGACCUAGACACCCCGCCCCCUCCGUCUCACGUUUUGUCCUCUCCGUCGAACGAGGCGCAUACUGCUGCUAGUAUUUUAGAGCAACAGGUACAACAGGAGCAUCAACAGGCUCAACAGGCGCAGAAGUCUCAACAACAUCAGCAGCAGCCUCAGCAACAGCAGGGGCACCGGCAGCAACAAGACGAUAACGAGAUCGCGAUCAGAGAAGAGAGCCUAGAACUUCUUGAGAAUUUGGCCUCGAUUGCCUCUGACGACAUGAACAGAGGUAACAAUGGCGGCGGCGGUGCCUUUGGCCGCAAUGACAGAGAUGACGGCAGCAACAACAACAACAACAACCACGGUAACAACAGCAACAAGAGACGUGCAGAGGUAGACUUAGAGAGACCUACCACUCGUCGACUAUUCUCUGGCAUCACAACACCAGGAAGCAUGUCUGGCUCUGUCUUUGGUUCGUCUGACUCCGUCUUUGGCCCGUCUGGCUCUGGCGUGGACGUUGGUCCGCAUGCCCCGGUCUCGGGCGCUUCACCCCCUCAGACCCCGACGCGUCCUGCUUCUUUUGACGUUAGAGAGGGACCGGGUAGUGGUGGUGUUGCUGGUAAUCGUGGCGGUGAAAGCCCUUUUUCACCGUUCAGCCGUGGGGCAUCUCCUAUGCCCCAAGCCCCCUUUUCUCAAGCUCCAAAUUUCUUCGACCAACCUCGUACUCCCGGUGCUGUGACCAUGACGGGAGCUGCUCGGCAGAGGGGACAAGUGGCUCCGGAGAGAGGAGAGAGAGCCGGAAGUGUGGCUUCCGUGACGAGCAUCACCUCGCGGAACGGACCCCCGAUGGCUAACCCGAGUUUGCCUAAUUUGCCUCCUGAUGGAACCAACUGGCUCACCGGUCGCAUCGUCGUCGUCUCCGUCGGUGCCGAGCGCCGCAAAUGGAAUGUUCACGAACAGCUCCUCAGUUAUAACUCCCCGUACUUCAAGCGUCUCUUCAACCCCGAGCCCGAGCUCGUUGAAGGCUCCUCUUCCUCCUCCGGUGAUAAUCACAACCAAAGCACCGCCGCCGCAAACGCGGCACCCGGAGAACCGAUCGAGGAAGUCCACCUCCCCGCCGCCGAACCGAAGCUUUUCGCCCUCUUAAUCCGCUGGCUCUACGGCACAGCUUUCGCCACCUCAGGUGGCCAAAAGGUCUUCAAAUUCCCCCCUCCCCAACUCAACCAAGUCACCGUGCGCGACUACCUCGGCCUAUACAUCCUCGGCCAAACCGUCCAGCUCCCGGGUCUGCGUAACGCCUGUAUCGAUGUUCUUUACCACUACUACGCCGCUGAGACCGAAGAGGUGCGCGUGCCCGACUUGCACGACGUGCAAUACAUCUUCGAGAAUACCAAGCAUGCGCCGGAUUCACAGAUGAGAAGGCUGUUAGUUGCUCAUUGCAUGUUUCAUCUCUUCGGCGCGAAGAGGAGGGGCCCAUUGCCCCCCGACUGGCAGGAGGUUAUAGAGCCACGGUGCACGGUGUCGUUCGAGAUGUUCAAGAUGUUGGCGGAUUGGAAGUGGGUGAUUGGCGAGAAUGUGCCGACCAUGAAGAUCAAAGCUAGACAUGCAUUUCAUGAGAAGCCGCGGCCCGAGGAGCUGUUGCCGUGGCAUAAGGCGCAGACCCAGGACGAGGCGGGGAUGCCGCUUGUGGGGGUGGUGAAAGCUGAGCCGGUUGAUGAGUAG
This is a messenger RNA of Neurospora tetrasperma FGSC 2508, 2136 nucleotides long. RefSeq lists its product as uncharacterized. Gene Ontology annotation, molecular function: protein binding. Bases 1 to 2136 code for a protein of 711 amino acids. NCBI's taxonomy places the organism in Eukaryota, Fungi, Ascomycota, Sordariomycetes, Sordariales, Sordariaceae. The transcript is spliced from 2 exons. The record is from RefSeq and is a predicted model, not a curated record.